This is a messenger RNA of Corticium candelabrum, 1324 nucleotides long. Its product is annotated as NHL repeat-containing protein 3-like. The transcript has 2 exons. Lineage: Eukaryota; Metazoa; Porifera; Homoscleromorpha; Homosclerophorida; Plakinidae. The record is from RefSeq and is a predicted model, not a curated record. The coding region runs from base 4 to 1188 and encodes 394 amino acids. Gene Ontology annotation, cellular component: extracellular region. Gene Ontology annotation, molecular function: protein binding.
CGCAUGCUCAGUAUGCACGCCCGUCGAGUUGUGUGUACUGCUGCUUUGCUGUGUUUACUGACGCAGUUUGAGCGUUCGGCUUCUCGAAUUUUGUUGAAAUACAAACUGGACGCCACCUGGCCAUUAGAGCCGUCUAAAUUUGUCGCAUCUGCUCAAGAUUUCUGCACAGCAGUCGACGACGUCAGUCAAGAAGUGUACGUCGGACUGAGAGGACCGGGAAUCCCAUUAUCCGGCCCGGUACUCGUAUUCGGUGAGGACGGAACGUAUCACCGUUCGUGGGGACACAAUGUAGUGGACAUGAUUCACGGUAUGCGAUUGCAAAGACUGGCAAACGGUACUGCGCGGAUUUGGGUUACCGACCUCGGGAAUGGAGCGAUGGGUCACACUGUGAAGAUGUUCAGCACUGACGGAGAUCUGUUGGAGACGAUUGGGACCCCAGGCAAGGCUGGAGUUUCGUUGAAUCCGAUUCAAUUUGACCAGGUAGCUGAUAUUGCAAUUGAUCAAUCUGACUCUCUCUACAUUGUUGAUGGUGAUGGAGGCAUGAACAAUAGACUUGUCAAAUUGGAUGCUAAUCGUAACCUGGCGUGGUCAGUGGGAGUGCGAGGAAGCAAGCCGAGUCAAUUCUACAUACCUCACAGUGUAGAAUUUGACCCAAAUCUUGGCAUGGUGUGGGUAGCCGAUAGAGGCAACAAUCGAACUCAAGCCUUCAAUGCAAGUGACGGCAGUUUUAUUACCGAGUGGACGUGCAUGAGGCCAAAGUCUCCAUGCCACAUUCGUCUCGAUCCAAGUGGACACAACUUUAUUAUGCUCGAUCUUCUGUAUGCAAACAUCUUUGUAAUUCCCGCACCAAAAGACGUCCAGUCAGUGAACAGCUGCCACGUUGUCAGACAGACAGCUAUGUAUCCGAACAAUACUAAACCCCAUGCAUUCUCAAUUAGCAAGACCACUUGGGCAUUGUAUAUUGGUGAAGUGGGUGCAAAUGUGACUCAGAAGUAUGUCCCUUACAGUGGGCUUUCACGGGACAAGCAUUCGGCGAUGUUCACGACUGUUACUGUGUUUGAGCCUUUCUUGUUGUGUCUUUUAUUUGUUGCUUUACUGUUGUGGGUGGUGAGACGUCGGUUAAGGUCAGGGGGGAAACCUCACAAUCAACGGGUUGGACUAAUAGGUGAAACUAUUUGGCACAAGUAGCAUACUGAAACAUGAUAGUUUUCUAGUUUGUGAAUGUUGUUGAUUUUGUGCUGAUCAUGUAGUCAGUUUUCAUGAGCUGCAGUGGCACCCUGUGUAUAUACAAUAGUAAACCCUGGCUUUGGUGUUGUCCACUGGA